Messenger RNA from Myodes glareolus (Bank vole), 3438 nucleotides. RefSeq names its product toll like receptor 4 (gene Tlr4). NCBI's taxonomy places the organism in Eukaryota, Metazoa, Chordata, Mammalia, Rodentia, Cricetidae. The record is from RefSeq and is a predicted model, not a curated record. Gene Ontology annotation, molecular function: transmembrane signaling receptor activity; protein binding; lipopolysaccharide immune receptor activity. Gene Ontology annotation, biological process: defense response to Gram-negative bacterium; inflammatory response; toll-like receptor 4 signaling pathway. Gene Ontology annotation, cellular component: plasma membrane; lipopolysaccharide receptor complex.
UGGGAUGAACGCCAGCUUCCUCUUGCUGUUCCUCCGCUGGCUGGUCAGCAAACGCCUUCUUCUUCUUCCUGUUCUCCCCUUAGUCUUCUAAACUGCCUCCCACGUUACGGCAGAUAAAUUCUAGAAUAAAAAAAAGAGAGAACGCUAAAGUUGCCACUCUCACUUCCUCACACUCUUUGGCCCAGAACACCUUUAAAUAUAGUACUUGCAGAGGGGCACCUUCGGAGAGAGACGAAGCCGGUGCCCCAGGGACUCUGCCCUGCCAACCGUUGCUGUUAGCUCAUCAUGCUUUCUCAUGGCCUCCGCUGGUUGCAGAAAAUGCCAGGAUGAGACCUCGCUUCUGCCUGGUUGGUACAUUGAUGAUGGCAUUGUUCCUUUCCUGCCUGAGACCUGAAAGCUUGGACCCCUGCGUGGAGGUGGAUCCUAACAUUACCUACCAAUGCAUGGAUCGGAAUCUCAACGAAAUUCCUGUCAACAUCCCUUCUUCAGUCAAGAAUUUAGAUCUGAGCUUCAACACCCUGAAGACCUUAGGAAGUCAUAGCUUCUCUAAUUUUCCAGAACUUCAGUUUCUGGAUUUAUCCAGGUGUGAAAUUGAGACAAUUGAAGAUGAGGCAUAUGAAGGCUUACACCAGCUCUCAACCCUGAUACUGACAGGAAACCCUAUCCAGAGUUUAUCCCAGGGAAGUUUUUUUGGACUAGCAAGUUUACAGAAUCUCGUGGCUGUGGAGAUAAGUCUGGAUUCUCUAGAUAGUUUACCUAUUGGACACCUUAAAACCUUAAAGAAACUCAAUGUGGCUCACAAUCUUAUACAUUCCUCCAAGUUACCUGAGUAUUUUUCCAAUCUGACAAACCUAGAACACUUGGACCUUUCUAAUAACUAUAUUGAAACUAUUUACCACCAAGACUUUCAGGCUUUACGUGAAAAUCCCCAAUUUAAUCUCUCUUUAGAGCUGUCCUUGAACCCAAUUGACUUUAUUCAACCUCAAGCCUUUCAAGGAAUUAGGCUCUAUGAACUGACUCUAAGAAGCAAUUUUAAUAGCACAAAUGUAAUGAAAACUUGUAUUCAAAACCUGGAUGGUUUGCAAGUUCAUCGGUUGAUCUUGGGAGAAUUUAAAAAUGAAAGGAAUGUAGAAAGUUUUGACCAUUCUGUCAUGGAAGGAUUGUGCAAUGUGAUCAUUGAUGAGUUCCGAUUAACAUUUGUAGAAAACUUUUCUGGUGAUAUUACUGAUUUCAAUUGCUUGGCAAAUGUUUCUGCAAUGUCUCUGGUAAGUGUGUAUUUAAACAACUUAGAACACAUUCCUAAAUAUUUCAAAUGGGAAACCUUAAUAGUCACUAGAUGUAACCUUGUGAAAUUUCCAUCUCUGGACCUCCCCUUUAUUAAACAUUUGAGCUUUACAGCCAACAAAGAGACUCCCAGUUUUGCAGAUGUAAAUCUGCCAAACCUCACAUUUCUAGAUCUCCAUAAAAAUGAUCUCAGUUUUAAGGGUUGCUGUACUUCCUCUCAUUUUGGAACAAGCAUGCUGAAACACUUAGACUUCAGCUUCAAUGGUGUCAUCAUUAUAAGUAAAAACUUCAUGGGUUUAGAACAGCUGGAAUACCUGGAUUUCCAACAUUCCACUUUAAAAAAGACCACAGAAUACUCAGUGUUCUUAUCCCUUGAAAACCUGCGUUACCUUGACAUCUCUUAUACUAACACCAAAAUUGACUUCAAUGGCAUCUUUUAUGGUUUGACUAGUCUUAACAUCUUAAAAAUGGCUGGCAAUUCUUUCAAAGACAAUACCCUUUCAAAUGUCUUUACAAAUAUGACAAACUUGACAUUCCUGGAUGUUUCUAAAUGCCAAUUACAGCAGGUAUCUUGGGGGGUAUUUGACACACUCCAUGGACUUCUGUUACUAAAUAUGAGUCAUAACAACCUACUGCUUUUGGAUCCGUUCCAUUAUAAACAGCUGCACUCCCUCAAGACACUUGAUUGCAGUUUCAAUCACAUAGAGACUUCCAAAGGAAUGCUGCAACAUUUUCCAAAGAGUCUGGCCUUCUUAAACCUUACUAAUAAUUCUUUUGCUUGUACAUGUGAACAUCAGAACUUCCUUCAGUGGAUCAAGGACCAGAGCCCAUUCUUAGUGAACGCUGAACAAAUGACUUGUGCAACACCUGCAGAGAUGAAGGGCUCCCUGGUGCUGGAUUUCAGGAAUGCCACCUGCCAUAUGCAUAAGACUAUCAUAACUGUGUCAGUAAUCAGCGUACUUGUCGUAUCCACUAUAGCAUUUUUGGUCUACAAAUUCUAUUUUCACCUGAUGCUUCUUGCUGGUUGUAAAAAGCACAGCAGUGCUGAAAGCAUCUACGAUGCCUUUGUCAUCUACUCCAGCCAUGAUGAAGACUGGGUCAGAAAUGAGCUGGUAAAGAACUUAGAAGAAGGGGUGCCCCCCUUUCAGCUCUGCCUCCAUUACAGAGACUUUAUUCCUGGUGUAGCCAUUGCUGCCAACAUCAUCCAAGAAGGCUUCCACAAGAGCAGGAAGGUUAUUGUGGUGGUGUCUAGACACUUUAUCCAGAGCCGCUGGUGUAUCUUUGAAUAUGAGAUUGCUCAGACAUGGCAGUUUCUAAGCAGUCACUCUGGCAUUAUCUUCAUUGUCCUGGAGAAGGUGGAGAAGUCUCUGCUGAAGCAGCAGGUGGAGCUCUAUCGUCUGCUCAGCAGAAACACCUAUUUAGAGUGGGAGGACAAUGCUCUGGGGAGGCACAUCUUCUGGAGAAGGCUCAAAAAAGCUCUACUAGAUGGAAGAGCCUGGAAUCCAGAGGGAACCGCAGAGGCAGAAGACAAUCAAGAAGCAACAACUUCCACCUGAGGAGGAUAAAACUGUGUUCAACACUAUUUCUGGCUGCUAGUAUUAGAUGUUACAGCUUACCAGAAGUUCUGGUGUAGAGAAGGAUUCCAUGGUGCACAUGGUACCAAAAAGCUGGUAACCUAAUGGACCUUACAGAGCAGAAAGAGGUUAAUGCUAUGAUGACAGUCUGUACAUUCCAGGUGUCUUCUUUAACCAACUCAUGCAAAGACUCAUAAUCAAGAAGGUUUACUCCUACCAUUUCAGACUGAGAAGAGGCAAUGCUCAAUGAAGCAGAAAGGAGCAUUUGUCUUCCCAUGGAUUUUUGAAAAUAAAGUAUAUUAUAAACCGUGUUUCAACUUCCUUAAACAAGUUUUGGUAGUUUCAACUGAAUUGAAUAUUUGCUAACUUUUCUUUUUUUCCCCUACUGAAUGCAAUUUAAAUUCCACUGGUUCUCUUUGAGAGCCUCUGAUUCAAAGUUCAUCUUCCAUUUUAUAUCACUUUCCUUUGUACUUAAUUCUUCAGGAAACCAGAUUAAUACAUGCUCACAGACAUCCUAGCCAUUACUUAGUAUGCUGUAUUUAUUAAAUAAAAAUUCAUAAUACACUUUUAUUUUUAUAAA